CCCCACUGUCAAGAGACUGUCACGUGACCCAAAUAGUACGUGUGGUGCCUGAGUGUGUGAGUGUAUGAGUGAGAGAGAGUGAAGAGAAAAACCACGUUUACUCAUCACAACAUCAUCUUCUUCAUCUAAAGCACGACCGAAAACUUUCACUAAAUCGUUUCGUAUUUGUGGUCGGUGAUAUGCGAUGUACUACUAAUGCAGAAAAAAAAUAUACUCCCAAGAGCAAUUAUUCUAAAACCGCAUUGAUUAACUUAAGUUGAUUGGGUGUGUUUUUUCACCAAGUUUAAUUAUUUAGAAUUACUCAGCACUACAAUAAAACUAAUGCAGAUGUUACUAUUAAAGUGUACCAAUAAUUAUCAUUUACCCACGUGAGUUCUGCGAGGAUAUAUUUGCACUUUAUCUUGAGCAGUUGUCAUUAUCAUAUCUACUUAAUGGAAUAAUGGAGAUAUUGCCGGAUUAUCCAAGACAUAAUUUUCGUUGGUGUAAAAAGAACAUUAUCGUCUAUAAAACGACAAUAUGCUUCUGUCUUCUGCUGUCAUAUAUUUCAGGUGUCACUUGUAAACAGAUAAAAACGAGCAAGCUACCACCUCCUCCUUUCUACCCAAAGCCGUCCUAUUCUUUUUCAAAGUUCUCAGGCCUGACCAUCGUACAACCAGCCGCCUUAUUGGAUGGAAAGCAAUUUGUAGUAGAGCCUGUCACCACACGCAAUGUCACCACACAAAUUGGACAGACUACUUACCUCCAUUGUAUAGUAGAUAAGCUUGAAGAUAAAACGGUGGGUGGGCUACAAAGGCAGGUCUCUUGGAUCAGAUUACGAGAUUUUCAUCUUCUAACAGUUGGAUUAUACACAUAUACAAGCGAUACAAGAUUCCAGACUAUGUACAACGAAUAUGCAACCGACUGGGCUUUACAGAUCAAAUAUCCCCAAUUAUCUGAUGAGGGUCUUUAUGAAUGCCAAGUUAGUUCUGAUCCACCAGCUAGUCAUUACGUUUGGUUAAAAGUCAUAGUUCCUAAAACCAAAAUAUUAGGUGGUACUAACUUUUACGUUAGCGUGGGAAGCGAAGUGAAUCUCACCUGCGUCAUAACUGAUUGCCCAGAAAUGCCAGCUUAUGUAUUCUGGUAUCAUGGCUCACGGAUGAUCAAUUUUGACAAAGGCCGAGCAGAGAUUGUCCUGCAAAAAGCUGGAAAUAACACAGCUAUCAGUCGACUGAGGAUUAAGAAUGCACUUCCGUCUGACACUGGAAACUAUUCGUGCAGUCCAUCAAACGCUGAUGUUGCCAGCAUAUUUGUAGAUGUACUAAAAGGUGAGAAACACGCAGCUGUGCAAAAUGACGCAGCUUCCCCAUCAAGUUGUUCUCGCUACUCAUCCUCUCUCAACACAAUGAUCAUUUACCAAUCAGCAAUUUUCAUCACAUUUGCUGCUCUUCGAAUUAGGUGACACAAGUUUCCGCCAAAAUAUUGCCAAGAAUCCAGCCACCCUAUUGUAAAUUGUAUUGUAUUGUUUCAAUUACUGCACCUUCAUGUCUUUGUUGUCUUUGAUUGUGUCAUUAAAUCCUUUCUGCAAGGAACCUCAGGAAAGAUAUUUUCAGGAAAUAUUUGUGAGUAAUGCUCUAACUGUAAUCAACGUACUUCAGAUAUUUUACAUUUGAAGAUACAUAUGAAGUGCAAUAGUAUCACUGUAUUUAAGUCUUAAGUAUUUAGUCUUGUGUUCUAUUUAUACCAAGUUUUGUUUCGAAAAGUCGACAUACACCAACUCCAUUUUGCUUUAUUUAUUUCAUGACAUUAAUUUAAUCAUCGUUUAUUGUAGUACUGUUGUUUUUUCUGUAUAAAAUUAGUUAUGUUCCAAUAAUGUGAAUACUAAUUGAUUAACUUUGAAAUCAAGUUUCACAGUAUUUUGUAUCAAUUAAAGAAAGAAUUUUUUUAAUCAAGAAAAAGAAUGCAAUUGUUAGAUUUUCGUAUUUUUUUGUAGUAAAUUUAUAAGAAAUUAAACAUUUUUAUCCUCAGUAAUAAAUGGUGCAAGAAAACGGAAAAUUAUAAUUAAUGGCUCUUUUCAUUUAUAUAUUUACGUUUCAAACAUGCUAAAUAUGUUAUUAAAAACUUAAAACACGUAUAAUAGCGAACUAAAUUUUACAUUCAUUAAUCAUAUGAAAUUAAAUUUUAAAUUAAUUUGUAUAAGAACGCAUCAAUAAACUCCUUAAUUCUGAUUUACCUUAAAACUAAAUGUUUUGAUUAAAUAUGCAGAUAUCUUUAAAGUACCUUACGGUUAUAUAUAUUGAUUCGGGUACUUGAAUAAUAAACCAAAUUUUAAAAGUAGUAAAAUCAAAAAUAAAAAUAUACACAUUAUUAAUUUUUUUAUGCAUGACUAAGAAAAUUGGCAAAACUUAGGAUAUGCAGUUAUAUUUAAUUUUCCUUAAUUCGGUCACUUAAAUUAGUUAUAAAUUAUUCCUUUGGCUUUUAUUGAAUCUUACUCAACAGUUUAACUUGCAUAAAAAAGUUAUAUCUAAUUUGUACAAGUACGUUCUUUGUUGUAAUUGAAGUUCCUCUCUUAAUUUGUACAAAGUGCAGUCUUAUUGUCUUUAAUUCUGUACAUAAAACUAUCUGUUAAGUAUUGUGUUUGUUGUACCGUGAAUCUUGUCUUCAUACCAUGACACCUUUGCAAUCACUAUUUUAUGUAAUAAAGUUGUAUUUCAAAA
Messenger RNA from Parasteatoda tepidariorum (common house spider), 2693 nucleotides. RefSeq names its product neurotrimin. Lineage: Eukaryota; Metazoa; Arthropoda; Arachnida; Araneae; Theridiidae. The record is from RefSeq and is a predicted model, not a curated record. Gene Ontology annotation, biological process: synapse organization. Gene Ontology annotation, cellular component: neuron projection membrane.